This is a messenger RNA of Polistes canadensis, 1879 nucleotides long. RefSeq names its product mitochondrial ribonuclease P protein 3 (gene mldr). The coding region runs from base 264 to 1847 and encodes 527 amino acids. Gene Ontology annotation, molecular function: protein binding; ribonuclease P activity. The transcript is spliced from 5 exons. Gene Ontology annotation, biological process: tRNA 5'-leader removal; mitochondrial tRNA 5'-end processing. NCBI's taxonomy places the organism in Eukaryota, Metazoa, Arthropoda, Insecta, Hymenoptera, Vespidae. The record is from RefSeq and is a predicted model, not a curated record. Gene Ontology annotation, cellular component: mitochondrial ribonuclease P complex.
AAGCAAUGCUAACCCUUCCCAUGAAGCCAACGUUACUUCGAAAAACUACCUAAAAAUAUCAAUACGAUCAAUGAUUCUAUAAACUCUAGAAUAUAAAGUAAGGAAUAUUGCUUGCUAUGCAAAAAGUUACUAGUGUUGGCCCAUGCUAUUGUUCCAUAACCUAUAAAAUUGUGUCAUUUAUCUUUGAUAUAUGUUGAUCCAUUGUUUAUAAAAAACUAGAUCUUUUAAUAAUAUUGAUACACACACACAUAUUAUUUCCUUAAAUGGAAUUUAUUAAAACAUCAAUGAGAAUUCUCUUAUGGCAAAGAAAUGUAAUGAGCAAACAAAUAAUGAAUAAACUAUGUACUAUAAAAGUAGCUCGAGAAUCGUUAUCCGAACAAAAAUUAUCGAGCCAAAGUAUACUAGAUAAUCAACAGAAAAAUGAAACAUUAUUAAACAUGACAGAAACUUUAUCUCCAUUGUUUGAAACUGAUAAUCCAUCGGAGAAUUUAUUUUUAAAUAUACGCAAUGAAAUGACUAAUAAACAUUUGAUACCAGAAAAAAGUGUCGACCUCAAAAUUUUGGAAGCAUGUAUAAAAAAUAAUAAAUUUGAAGCAGCCAAAUCUUACUUCGAAUAUUUAAAAAGCAAGAAUUAUCCUAUCAGUAAUUUUAUUCUAUUGAAAUAUCUGCAUGUAUUAAACUCAGGAGAAUUGCCAAUAUCGAAUUCCAUAGAGGAAGAUAUUAUAAAUAUAUGUAAUAAGAUACAGAAGGAUUAUGAAUGUUUACCUUCUUCGAUUUUACUAACUUGCGUUCAUGCUUUAUGUAUGACUAGUAAAUGGGAAAUGACAUUUGAUUUAAUUAAAGUUAAUGGUACAAUCGAAGAUGUUACUCCUGCCACGUUGUCACAUAUAGCAAUGGCAGCAUUUAAAAAUGGGAAAACAAAGAUUGGAUUUGAAUUUCUAGAACAACUAGCAAUUAAUAAUAAUAUUCAUGGGAGGAUUACUAUAUACAAUAUAUAUUUAGAUUAUUAUUUGCUAAAUGAAAAAAAAGAAUUGAACAAUGCGAUUCACAAAAUAUUUCAUUUUUGGAAGAAACAUGAUGUUGUACCAAUAACAUCUGUUAUCAAUAGAUUUGUAGAUGUUUGUAAGGAAGCAGGAUGGGAGGGACAUUAUGUUAGGAUUUCAAAUAAUGGCCAAUGCAGUCAUUGCCAAAAUUAUUUAUCAUCGAUUACUUUACAAAGUAAUUUUAACAAACUAUCUAAAACUAUAAUUAAUGACAUAAUAAUAGGUGACGAUAUUUUUCAAAAGACCUCUCCAAAGGAAUUGAAUAAUUUUAAAAGUUUUAUUAGAAAAUUCAAACCAUUUGACAUUGUGAUAGAUGGUCUUAAUGUAACAUUAGGCAAGACUCAAAUCCUGGAUCUUCUAAUAACAAAAUUUACUGUAGAGGGUAAAAAAGUUCUGAUCAUUACACGACAACAUCAAUAUAAAUCGAACAAAUGGAUAUUUAAUCAGGAUAACUUCUAUGUUUACUUUCUUAAAAAUAACACGCAGGAUGAUCCUUUUAUCUUAUAUGCAACAUUAUCUAGUGGAAAUAAUUCGAAGUUUGUUUCUAUCGAUCAAAUGCGACAACAUCAUCAUAAACUCAAAAAAUUUAAUUUACAAAAAGAAUUUAUACGGUGGCAAUUUAGUCAUCAAUAUACUUGGUAUUUUGACAAUGUAACUAAAAAGCUUAUUGUGGUAGAGCCUAUAUUGUAUAAUUCUUUUGCGCAAGUUAAAAAUGGUCAUUGGCACAUACCUUAUAAAGAUUCGAUGAAAGCGUUACACAAGCCUGCUGAAACAUGGGCCUGCUUACAUUGUCCUAAUGAAUGAUUAAUAAUAAAUAUAUUCGUUUCAGUGAUUAA